AUGGCGUCUGAGCGGGGCCGACUCCUGGCAGCCGGACCCAGGCCAAAGCAUCCCAGCGCUCGCAGACGGACGCGGGAGCAGCUGCUUCUAAACGGGCUUUUCUGCCAGAUGUCUCGGCACCGAGCCAUGACCCCCGAAAGGAUCCCGCCAGGUCACCACAUCUCUGCCCUUGCCCUUCCCUCACUUAUUAAGAGUCCUCCCGGCUGGGAGAUUGGGAUCUACGUCACUGGGGCCCUCGCCUUGCUGGGGGUUGCUGCUGUGAACCUGUGGAAGCUCUGUAAGUCGGGCAGCUUCCCCAUCCCAUCUCCGUUCCCAAACUACGACUACCGGUACCUGCAGAAGAAGUACGGAGUGACCUACUCUGAAGCCAGGCAGAAGAGAACCAUGGCCUGGAGCAGCCGCAAGGGUAACGAGCACGGGUCUCCCAGCCGCAAGAGCAGCCUGCGCAUGGAUGAUGCUUUCGAGAGCAUCAGGGAGCUGGACCUCCCCGCCGAGGGAGCUCUCAAGAAGUCCCUGUCGGCCGACUCUCUCAACUCCAUCUCCUCCGUGAACAACAGCUUCGGCCAGGACUUCGUGCUGGGCCAGGUGGAGGUGAGCAUCCACUACGAGCCCAGCAACCGCAUGCUGCGCGUCGUGGUGCUCCAGGGCAAGGACCUGCUGGAGAAGGAAGACCCCGCCUUUGACUCCUGCUUCCUGCGCGUCAGCCUGGUGCCCGAGGAGCAGAUCGUGGGCAUCUCCCGGAUCCAGCGAACCGCGUACUCCAUCUUCUUCGACGAGAAGUUUGUCAUCAGCGUGGACCCCGCGGUGCUGGAGGAAAGCAGCCUGCGCUUCUCUGUCUACGGCAUUGACGACGACGACCGCAAUGUCAUGACCGGCGUGGUCGACCUGAAGCUCUCUGUCCUGGAGCUGCCCCUGCAGCCCUUCUGUGGCUGGCUCUACCUGCAAGACGUGAACAAGGCCUCAGAUUCCGUGGGGGAGAUCCUGCUGUCUCUCAGCUACCUGCCCACCGCCGAGCGGCUCACAGUGGUGGUGGUGAAGGCCAAGAACCUCGUCUGGACCAACGAAAAGGCGACCGCCGACCCCUUCGUCAAGGUCUACCUGCUGCAAGAUGGGAGGAAGAUAAGCAAGAAGAAAACCGCUGUCAAGAGGGACGACGCUCACCCCGUGUUCAACGAGGCCAUGAUCUUCUCCGUGCCGGCCAUCGUGCUACAGGACCUGUCCCUGAGGGUGACCGUGGCCGAGUGCUGCAGCGACGGGCGGGCCGAAAACAUCGGCCACGUCAUCAUCGGCCCUCUGGCCAGCGGCAUGGGCAUCACCCACUGGAACCAGAUGCUGGCCACCCUGCGCAAGCCUGUGUCCAUGUGGCACCCUGUCCGGCGAAACUAGAGCCCCGCUGCUGCAGCUGGGGGCCACGUGCCGGCGACCCCUGCCCGGAACCCCUCCCCCCCGGUUCCGGCCCGGACUCUGCUCUC
This is a messenger RNA of Antechinus flavipes (yellow-footed antechinus), 1472 nucleotides long. RefSeq names its product synaptotagmin 12 (gene SYT12). The record is from RefSeq and is a predicted model, not a curated record. The transcript is spliced from 7 exons. NCBI's taxonomy places the organism in Eukaryota, Metazoa, Chordata, Mammalia, Dasyuromorphia, Dasyuridae. Bases 1 to 1386 code for a protein of 461 amino acids. Gene Ontology annotation, biological process: regulation of dopamine secretion; regulation of calcium ion-dependent exocytosis; cellular response to calcium ion. Gene Ontology annotation, molecular function: calcium ion binding; SNARE binding; clathrin binding.